Messenger RNA from Fomitiporia mediterranea MF3/22, 930 nucleotides. RefSeq names its product alpha/beta-hydrolase. Bases 1 to 930 code for a protein of 309 amino acids. Gene Ontology annotation, biological process: lipid metabolic process. The record is from RefSeq and is a predicted model, not a curated record. The transcript has 6 exons. Lineage: Eukaryota; Fungi; Basidiomycota; Agaricomycetes; Hymenochaetales; Hymenochaetaceae.
AUGGCAAACUUCCUAUCAGCUCUCCUCGUGCUCUCUGCGUCCAUCUUUUCCACCUAUGCUUCACCUCUGUCUUUUUCCACUCGCGAGAACUCGGGUGUUACUCCCUUGACAUCGGAACAAGUGUCUGCAUUCAAGCCAUUCACGUUCUAUGCAAGUUCUGCUUAUUGUCAACCGACAACAACGAUUAAUUGGACUUGCGGAACUACUUGCGAACAAAAUGCCGGGUUUAUACCGACAGAUUCAGGAGGAGAUGGAACGGAUACGCAGUUUUGGUUCGUUGGCUUUGAUACUGCCCUCAACUCUGUCAUUGUUGCACAUGAAGGAACGAACGCAUCUUCCCUUGUGGCAUGGCUUACAGACUUCGAAUUCGCCAUGGACAAUCUCGAUCCGAACCUCUUCCCUGGUGUACCUACUUCCGUGUUGGUACACAGUGGAUUCGCUGCUGCACAUGCACGUGCGGCUCCGGAGGUUCUCUCUGCGGUCAAUAAGACACUUUCCGAGCAUCCGGGAGCUUCCGUAUCGAUAACCGGCCACUCUCUAGGCGGGGCACUUGCCCUUCUCGAAUCUCUCUUCCUGCCUUUGCAUCUUCCGGCGGAAACGAACUUCAAAACCGUCACAUACGGUAUGCCGCGAGUGGGAAACAAAGCAUUUGCCGACUACGUCGAUGCGCACGUUACGAGUCAAUCUGGUGGUACGGGACUGACGCAUAUAAACAACAAAAAGGACAUUGUCCCGAUUCUGCCGUUGAGAACCAUGGGUUUCCUGCACCCGAGUGCAGAAGUGCACAUCCAGGCGUCAGAAGAAUGGGAUGCAUGCUCCGGUCAGGAAAAUCCGUCGAAGUUGUGCACAGAUGGUGAUGUGCCCAAUAUUCUUGAAGCGGAUAUUCCAGACCAUGAUGGGCCAUAUGACGGUGUUAUCAUAGGCUGUUAG